CCCUGGCCGGCGUGCACGCGCGGGUGAUGCGCUAGCCAUGAUCUCGCAGAAGCUCUCGUACGGCGACGUGCCGACGUCUGCGUCGCUGUCCUCGUUGUCUCCCGGUCUCGCGCCACACUACGUCAAUGGCAUGGGAUGCAUGCCAACGCAGCCCUAUCCGAAUCUCUACUCCAACAACAUGGUGGCCGGCGGCUCGUGCAUGGGCUCUCCGGGCGUCGGGUACUCGCCGCCCAGCACGAUGGCGUCCUGCAUGGGCGGCGGCGGAGCUGUGCCCUACGGAUCGUUACCACGCGAGCAGGAGGCUGCAUCUCCUACUUCGGCACUGCAGCGCGCCCGCAACGACAAAACCUACCGUCGGUCUUAUACGCACGCAAAACCACCAUAUUCUUACAUAUCGCUUAUCACAAUGGCCAUUCAGAAUAACCCGUCGCGCAUGCUCACGCUUUCGGAAAUAUAUCAGUUCAUCAUGGAUCUGUUCCCGUUCUACAGACAAAACCAGCAGCGCUGGCAGAACUCGAUACGACAUUCGCUGUCGUUCAACGAUUGCUUCGUGAAAGUGCCGCGGACACCCGACAAGCCGGGGAAAGGUUCUUUCUGGACACUGCAUCCCGAUAGUGGUAACAUGUUCGAGAAUGGGUGUUUCUUAAGACGCCAAAAAAGAUUUAAAGAUGAAAAGAAGGAGUCUAUUAGACAAGCACAGAAAGCGGCGCACGGCCACGGUCACCACGGGGGCUCACAUGAAAAGCGAGGUGAGCAUACACACGAGAAGACUUCAGGCGGCGGCGGAGGAACUGGGGAAGACAAGGAGAUGCGUGACGACAUCUUAGCGCAACUGCACGCAGCUCCAGACUUGUGCCUGCCCGAACAUACGCCGCUUGCACUGGAGCACUAUGCUCAAUUGAAGCAGGAGCCACAGGGGUACGCACCGGCACCGCACCCGUUCAGUAUCACGCGGCUGCUGCCCGGCGCUGAUACGAAGACAGACCUGAAGAUGUACGACGUGAACUAUGGAUACGGCCACACGCCGGCGGAGAACUACUACCAGUCGCCGCUGUACCAUCACCACCACGCGCACGCGCAGCCGCCGUUGUGACAAUACCCCCUGGCGUAGGCGCCGCGCCGCGCGCCCGUGUGGACCGCGCCGCAAGACGUCCCCGCCGCGCCCUAGCCGCCGACGUAAGUAGGUCCAGCAGGCUCGGGCGCACUCUCCCCUAAUCUCAUGUUGAUAUUGGACUCUGAGUGAGCGUUUUGUUUUUUGGUGAUAUUCUAGUAGGGUUGCCGUUCGUCCGGAAGGUUUCGUGUACAUUUGUAAAUAUCUGCGGUAAUUUUCAAAUGAGUCCAUGUGUGCGUUUUAGUAGAUAGAUGUUUAAGUGCACGAUGGACGCGGCUCGCCCUCGGCCGGACGCGUCAAAUACGCCUAUGUCGUAUGUGGAACUUUUGCGAAAGUGUCCUUUAGUCCUUCGAUUCGAUAUGUUUGUGUGUCGAUAUUAGUUAUAAUAGCUAUAAAAGCUUCAAAACUUUGAUUAAUAAGUAGUUUUGAU
Molecule: messenger RNA, 1541 nt
Organism: Achroia grisella
Lineage: Eukaryota; Metazoa; Arthropoda; Insecta; Lepidoptera; Pyralidae
Gene: fkh
Product: silk gland factor 1
Exons: 1
Coding region: 38-1093 (351 amino acids)
Biological process (GO): regulation of transcription by RNA polymerase II; anatomical structure morphogenesis; cell differentiation
Molecular function (GO): DNA-binding transcription factor activity, RNA polymerase II-specific; protein domain specific binding; RNA polymerase II cis-regulatory region sequence-specific DNA binding
Source: RefSeq, a predicted model, not a curated record